Aureobasidium pullulans EXF-150 is the source of this 372-nucleotide messenger RNA. RefSeq lists its product as uncharacterized. Gene Ontology annotation, cellular component: endoplasmic reticulum membrane. The transcript has 2 exons. The coding region runs from base 1 to 372 and encodes 123 amino acids. The record is from RefSeq and is a predicted model, not a curated record. NCBI's taxonomy places the organism in Eukaryota, Fungi, Ascomycota, Dothideomycetes, Dothideales, Saccotheciaceae. Gene Ontology annotation, biological process: vacuolar proton-transporting V-type ATPase complex assembly.
AUGGCCACCAACAGAAGAAUCAACUCCCAGGAGAAGACCCACCUGGACCAAGAUGAGGUUCAGCAGCAGCCAUCCGUAAUCACUCCAGCCGUCCCCAAACAUGUCAUUGUUAAAUUGCUACUUUUCUCUUUCGCCAUGAUUGUCUUGCCCAUUUCUUCCUACUUCCUGACUGUCGACAUGCUGUUUUCCGGUAAACAUUCUUUCAUCCAUCCUCACCCGACCCUCACUAAUUCUGCAGGCAACUCUACUUUUGCUGGUGCAACUGCUGCCAUCAUUGCAAAUGUCGUUCUGAUUGGCUACGUUGUUGUCGCCAUGAGAGAAGAUGCUGGUGAACGUGCAGAGGCUGAAGAGAAAGACAAAAAGUCUCGCUAG